AUGAGUGAAGUCCAUCGGAAGAAAAGAUCAUCAUGCAGUGAUGAAGAUGAAUCUUCUCGAUCUUCAUCAUCCGAUUCAAAGCAUACAGCAACUAAAAGGAAGUCAUCAUUAAACAAAACAAAAUCACACUCCAAGAAAAGAACGAGUUCUGAUCUUAAAUCCACCGAAAAAUCAAUGAUCAGAUCAUCAUCACAUAACAAUCUUGAUAAAGCCCUUUUAUCUGACAAGAAAUUGAUGUCGAAACAUUCUCGAAGAACUGUUUCUGAUAUUAGUCUUUCAAAUUCGACAGAUGAAAUAACAAACGAUUUAAAUGUUCCUAAUUCUUUGAUUAAAAACGCAGUAUCAGAUUCUGUAAAAAGUACAUCCCAUAAAUCCAGUCGCCAAACAUCAGUAAAUGAAGGAAAAAGCAAAACAGAAUCAUCUUCAGUUCGUAAAAACGUAACACAAAAGACCAAAUCUAAGAGGUUAAUUAGCAAAUCGAAAAAACGAAAAGCUUCAUCAUUACAUGAUUUCCUUAAUGGUGUAGAGAAAGAAAACGACCAACAAAAUCCGGUUAAACAAUCCAUAUUUAACCAAUCAAUGUUUAGAAGGAAAUCAGAAGACGACAUUGAAUCUCUUAGAACACCAGUUGCAGGUUUCUUGGAUUUCCAAUUACCUAUUAUUGACAUUCAUAAAGAUCUCGAGAUGGAAAGUGAAAUUUCAGAAAAAUUCUCUUUCCCAUGUAUUCUCGAGAAGUUACACAGAACUUUAGCUCUCUAA
Messenger RNA from Trichomonas vaginalis G3, 759 nucleotides. RefSeq lists its product as uncharacterized. The transcript has a single exon. The record is from RefSeq and is a predicted model, not a curated record. Bases 1 to 759 code for a protein of 252 amino acids. NCBI's taxonomy places the organism in Eukaryota, Parabasalia, Trichomonadida, Trichomonadidae.